CAACUGUCGGGCGCCAUCCUCGAGCGUGUCGUCUGACAGAUUCUUCUUGCCUAGUUCGUCGCGUGGACGAUAAUAUGGAUGGAUUUUUUUGCUCUCGGGUUCACAUCUGUAUGUCCAAACUCUUACGAAUUAUGAGCUUUUGCAGCCUGCCACAUGUAAGCUGGUCACGUUACGGAGCUCACGCAGCGCAAUUCAGUUCUCCCAAUCAGAUGCUGUUCAUCUAGAGUCUCUCGUUCUCUGAUUCUGCGGCGUGACGGUUUAGUUUACGUUCGAUAAUUUUUCCUCCUGUGAAGUCGUGUUAAGUUCUUGUGCCGAAGCAUGCCGAUGGGGGUUGCUGUUGGAUGUUGCAUGAAUCUGGGCUUGAGCGAGUGUGUGGAGUCCUCACAGCUCUCGCCCACAAGACACAAGCAAUCCUCGCUGUCGUCGUCUCACUGUUGCGUCGACUCACUUCGAAUCUACGGCUCGAACUCUCCUAAGGCCUCGCCCAGAAAAGCAUCCUUUUCCCCGAGAGCCAGUGCUGAUAACCACAGUGCACUGUCUGCAACAGCAAUGACGAAACGGGAGCAACAACUCACUAAAGCUGACGAGGCAUGGCAGGAAAGCACCAGCAUUUACCUUCAAAACUCGACCAUGUGGCAACAGAAUCUUGAGCUGGACUAUGAGACGAGACACGAAGAAGGUCGCCGGUGGGAAGACAUGCUUGUUGGAGACUUCAUGUGCCGUGACGUGGUGUGCCUCCGUCCAGACAUUCCGCUGAAGACAGCUGCUAAGAUUCUUGCGAAGAUUGGAAUAAGCGGAGCUCCUGUUGUGGAUGCAUAUGAAGGCGACGCAUAUGGGGCUGGUAAAUUGGUCGGUGUCCUCUCCCAACGAGAUAUUCUGUGGAAAGAAACAGUGCCUUAUCCGGGGGAGGACGACCACAUGCACCGAAUCAAUGAAGGUCCGAUGUCUCCCGUUCUUUAUGCUCAAAUGAGGAAGAUAACAGCCAAAACGGUAGAAGAUGCUAUGACAUCAGAUACCCUGUACAUUGAGGAGGACGCCAUGAUUACUGAUGCUGCAGAAAUGAUGCUCAAUCACAAUGUUGCUCGUCUGCCUGUUGUUGCACCCCGCGAAGACAAUAAGCCUGGCAUGACAGUCGUGGGAAUUGUCACAUGCCAUGACAUUCUUCGGCAUGCCAUGCGCUUGAUGUAAUACGGCAAGAUGCAAAGAUGCCAUGUACACUUGCGUCAUCAGAUGGUGUAAAUAAGCGCCUGAAAGUGAGCAUAGGCACCACACAAUAAAAUUUUACUGGCGUUUUGCCCCUCUAGUUGUACAUUGAUCUUGGUCUAGGUGCUACAGCCAUACAUUGUACCAUUUGUUGUGUAUUAUUGGUCUUUCAGCGGUGUGUUUGUGUUAAAUUAUGUUUUAUAU
This is a messenger RNA of Closterium sp. NIES-67, 1407 nucleotides long. The record is from the annotation of a GenBank genome assembly. Lineage: Eukaryota; Viridiplantae; Streptophyta; Zygnematophyceae; Desmidiales; Closteriaceae.